Molecule: messenger RNA, 1998 nt
Organism: Amblyraja radiata (thorny skate)
Lineage: Eukaryota; Metazoa; Chordata; Chondrichthyes; Rajiformes; Rajidae
Gene: hyal6
Product: hyaluronoglucosaminidase 6
Exons: 4
Coding region: 234-1706 (490 amino acids)
Biological process (GO): carbohydrate metabolic process; hyaluronan catabolic process
Cellular component (GO): cytoplasmic vesicle
Molecular function (GO): hyalurononglucosaminidase activity
Source: RefSeq, a predicted model, not a curated record
CUAUGAUCUCUUCCAGUUGACAACAUUGCAUGUUUAAAAGUCCUCAGGGAAUGCAAUUAUGCAAACCUUUGUGUGUCAAUUAUUCUGCAUUACUUAGUUUAAGCACUCCCAUUAGGCGGAGCCUAACAAUAUAUUAAACCAACAGUCCAGACUUGCUGAAGCAUUUCUCUUUCCAAGAGAGGCCCUGGACUGUUAGUUGUUUCAGUGUAAAGAAGUUGGAUUGGAAGCUGAACAUGAAGAGUGUUGCAAUUAUUUCCAAGAACUUGCUUGGAAGAUUGCUGGUUACUGUAAUCAUAAUGCAGCUGUCAAAUGGCCAAUAUUUCAAGCAAGCAAAACCUCCCGUGCUUCCACAUAACCCAUUUAUUGUUGUUUGGAAUGCGCCAACUAAAUUGUGCAGUCUUCGUUACAAUGUAGAUCUGGAUCUCAGUGUUUUCGACAUAACUUCAAACUCCAAUGAUUCACUCAGUGGGUCAGUCAUCACCAUAUUUUACCACAAUCGCCUGGGCGAGUAUCCUUAUUACUCUAAAAAGAAAGUUUCAGUCAAUGGAGGCAUCCCCCAGAAUAGUGACCUACAAGAACACUUAAAUAAAAGCAGGUCUGACAUUGAGAAAUUAAUUCAUUUUAAGGACUUCAGUGGUCUUGGGGUGAUUGACUGGGAAAACUGGAGGCCUCUGUGGAUCCGAAACUGGGGGCAGAAAAAAAUCUACCGGCAAAAAUCCAUAGAAGUUGUGAAAAAGCUUCACCCCAACUGGACACAAAAUCAAAUCAAAUCAGAAGCUAAGAAGCAAUAUGAAACUGCCGCGUGGGACUUCAUGAAUAAUACACUGGCGUUAGCAGAGGAAAUGAGACCUAAUGGCCUCUGGGGAUUUUACCUCUUCCCAGACUGUUACAACCAUCACUAUAUGAAAAAGACAAAGAAGUAUGAUGGGAAGUGCCCUGCAAUUGAAUACAAACGUAAUGACAAGUUACUCUGGUUAUGGAAAGAAAGUGGCGCUCUCUACCCUUCCAUCUACCUUGGGCUUGAUUUGAAAUCAACCCCAAAUGCACGAAGAUUUGUCCAUUACAGAUUGAAAGAAGCUAUCAGAUUAGCCUCCAUUGCCCAUAAAGACUACACACUCCCGGUCUUUGCAUAUGGACGUCCGUAUUAUGCGUAUGAGUUUGUGCCCCUCACUGAGAUUGACUUGGUGCAUACAAUUGGUGAGAGUGCUGCAAUGGGAACUGCGGGGAUCAUUCUCUGGGGAAACAUCGACUAUGCGAGAUCAAAGAGUCACUGUUUAGCAGUGAAGGCGUACAUAAACGGCCCUCUGGGACAAUAUAUUGUUAAUGUGACAUCUGCCACAAAGCUGUGCAGCAAGCAUCUCUGCAAGAAACAUGGGAGGUGCGUGAGGAAGAACAUCGACUCCAAAGCCUACCUCCACCUGGACCCCGAGAGUUUCAGCAUCAGGACCAACUCCGAGGGAAUGCAACCAAGGUUUUCUGUGCAAGGGAAGGUGAACUCAAUAAACCUCAAAUACAUGAAGAAUAAGUUCAUGUGCCAGUGUUACGAAGGUUGGGUUGGCUUUGCCUGUGAAGUACCAUUUCCCAACACUGUUUCAGUGAAUGAAAGUGUCCUGGGCACAAUGGGUGCUAAAGGUUCAGCACCACCGUUACCAUUUUCAUUUGCCGCUGUCGUUGUACUCAAUCUGGUCAGUAAUAUCAUUAUUUAAUCAUUCAAAGCUUUUUACUUGGGUAUAUUGCUGUUAUGACAUAGAUAAGAUUUCAUCAAGUGUGUGGAAAAGAAUCUGCAUAAUGAUCAGACUGGCUUUCUGGAGAGAAUGUUUUUUAAAAUAUAUUUAAAGCCACUGCAUGGACAAUAUCUGCUGCAUCGCCCUCUGCAUUCAGUCUUUAUUAUAGCUCAAAGUAGAAUUCUGUCUGAUAAAUGUAGAAAUUGAAACUGCCUGUAAGCCUUGGCCAAACAAGAGUAAGAAAAUAAAAUUCAAGCAUUAGUUUGUUUAACAU